This is a messenger RNA of Thelazia callipaeda (thelaziosis nematode), 1197 nucleotides long. Lineage: Eukaryota; Metazoa; Nematoda; Chromadorea; Rhabditida; Thelaziidae. The record is from the annotation of a GenBank genome assembly.
AUGGUAGCCGAUGAAGAAAAUAUCAAUACGAAACAUAUCAGUGGUUUGCAAUGUAAUGAAGAAGAAGAUAGUUCAAUCAUAUAUCACAAACCAAUAUUUUUUCCAAAACGUGUUAUUAUCUUAUCAAAAACAACAAGAUUAGAAUAUGAAAUGCAGAAACAUUCUGAAAUGGGUCACAUCCAGUUUCGCACAUUUUUGAAAAGGAGUGGCUGGAGGUAUGAAGAUAUGAAAAAAAAACAAAUCGAACAACAAAAUUAUGUUCGCAAUAUGCGCAAAUGUCUUCAAAGUUACGGUAUUGAAGUGAAAGUUGUGACUCGUACCGAGUAUACCGUGGAAAUAGCAGCUCAGGCAGAUGCCGUGUUUUCAGCGGGUGGCGAUGGUACUUUCCUGUUGGCUGCUGAGAAAAUACGUGAUCAUCGAGUUGUUAUUGGCUUCAAUACCGAUCCAACAGGUUCUGAAGGUUAUCUGUGCAUAACAAGAAAGGAGAGGCAACCAGUUGCUGAAAUAAUCGAGAAAUUGCUGAAAGGCGAAUGCAGGUGGAUUCGAAGGCAAAGAAUUCGUGUGACAAAACUGAAGUGGGUAGAAAAUAAUGAACUUGAGUGCGACGAAGAAAGCUAUGAAAGAAGUAACCAGUUACGCAGAGCACAACUAUUUCUACAAGACGAAGAUGAUCCAGAAUACCCAUUGUUAGCUCUUAAUGAUGUAUUCAUUGGGGAAAGCCACGCAGCUCGAGUUAGCCAUUAUGAUCUGCAAAUAGACGAUGGUCCUAUUAUACGUCAAAAGAGUUCUGGUAUAACAGUUUGUACAGGAACGGGAUCAACGUCAUGGAAUUAUAACAUUAAUCGUGUAUCCGAACAACAUAUUGAUGAACUGUUAUUCAUAAUGAAGAAGAUGAAUUUACUGACAGUCAAUCCUACAGAUACAAUCACUAAAGAUAUAUGCAAAUGUUUCAACGAGAAUUUAUAUUUUGACCCCCAAUCUACAAGUAUCGCAUUUACGGUACGAGAUCCUGUUUUUAAUGCAACAUUCCAAGGUGGAAUACAGCGUGGCUUUGCUAAAAGGAUAAGAGUUAGAUCAAGAUGUACAGAUGCUCAUAUCGUUUUAGAUGGUAGGAUCUCUGUUCCUUUCAAUUCAGGAACUGAAAUACUGCUGGAAAUUCAUGAAAGUGAUGCUCUGCAUUCCAUUGUAUCUCUAUAA